GGUAAACAAAAGUACAAAACAAUAUGAAAAAAUUUUUAAAACGAAAAAAGAAAUUGGGAAAACACAAAAAGAAAGAGAAAAGAGUUGGAAAAUGAAUGAAGAAGAAAAUUCAAUCCGAUCGAAUGCAGGUUUUGACGUCCGCAAGAACUCAUCCUCUCUCUUUCUCUCUCACACACUCACACACUGGCAACAAAAAAAAAGAAAUUAUAAAAUGGAAAAUGAUAAUAACACACUCUCAUAAAACACUUUCUCUCUCUAAAAACUACAGCCAAGAAAAGAAAACCAGCUGAAGUAGAUACUACUAAAACUUGCUUUUCUCUCUCCAUUCCUUCUCUCUCUCUCUCUCUUUUAUUCUUUCUCUCUCACACACAACAGUGAAAUUCUAGAGCCGGACUCGGAAUCGGAAAAAGAGGAAAAAAAUAUAUUUAUUAAAGUGAUUUUCUGGAGUUCAAACUCUGUAGCUGGGAUUAAAAAUAAAAUUCCAAAUUCAUGUAAUGUUUUUUUUUUCUUUAAUUUAAUUCGGGAAAUGUUGAUGAGGAAGAAGAGUGUAUACAGUGUGUAAUUUUUAUCUUGUAUUUGAAGUCUCAAUCUCUUGAAUUUUGGGAAGCAGUUUCGCUUUCGCCCUGUUGAAAUCUUUCCGGCGGUGAGCUUGAAAUUGAUGCUAGAGUGGGAUACAGAUUGCAAUUUUAGCAGAAGAAAAAGGAGUUUAAGAUGUUUGGAGCCUCAGGUGGUUGGUUACAUCCGCAAUCUAUUGAUUUUCGACUUGUUGUGGAAGAUAAAUUUAGCAGUGUGCUCUGCUUCCAAGGUUUUUGCUCUGUUUUUGUGCACAAUAGACUCGGGAAUGUGUAAACCCUGGUUCUCAUUUUGUUGUGCUGUUUGAUUUGAAGUUUGUGGGCUUUGUGUUUCUUCUGCUUGCCGCAUUUUCAAGUAAUUAAGUUUGUGAAGGUGGGGUUUUUAGGUUCAUGUCAUUGUAGGUAGCUUUCUUUGAGAAAUUUAGUAUCUGUGGAUUUUGUUUUCCUGGGAGAAAAUGGUACCUCCAGGUCCUCCUACUCCACUUGGUGGUUCUCAGUCUGUGCCUGCCUCAUUAUUGAGGUCUAAUUCUGGAUUGUUGGGCGGUCAAGGGGGCGCAAUGCCUUCGCAAGGUGCUUUUUCAUCUAUGGUUUCCCCACGAACUCAGUUUGGCAACAUGAAUAUGCUUGGGAACAUGCCGAAUGUUUCAUCUCUUCUACAACAAUCUUUUGCUAAUGGGGGGCCAAAUCCUGGGCUCUCUGGUCCUGGAAGUACCCAGCGGGGGCAUAUGGAUAGUGGUGCUGAAUCUGAUCCACUGUCUUCUGUUGGAAAUGGGAUUGGAUUUAGUUCUCCUGCCUCUUCGUUCAUUUCAUCUUCCAUGCCAACAAACCCUAAUUCAUCCGGUCAUGUUCAGGGUCAACAGUUUUCAAAUCCUUCGAGCAACCAGAUGUUGACAGAUCCACAGCAAAAUCAGCAACUUGAUCCUCAGACAUUUCAACAUAAUCAGCAGCAAUUUUCGGCACCUAGCAAUCCUCAACAACAACAGCCCCAGCAACCCCAAUUUCAGACUAUGCGAGCAGGAUUAGGAGGUGUUGGGCCUGUCAAAAUGGAGCCCCAAGUAACAAGUGAACAAAAUCCUCAGCAGUUGCAAGCUCUAAGAACUCUAGGUAGUGUUAAAUUGGAACCACAGCAGCUUCAAAAUAUGAGAGGCCUUGGACCUGUUAAAAUGGAGCCGCAGCAUUCAGAUUCACCUUUAUUUUUACAUCAACAGCAGCAACAGCAGCAGCAGCAGCAACAACAGCAACAACAGCACCAGCAGCAACAGCAGCAGUUGCUCCAAAUGUCUAGGCAGUCACCCCAAGCUGCAGCUGCCGCACAGCUUUUGCAUCAACAGAGGCUUAUGCAACUUCAACAUCAGCAGCAGCAGCAACUUCUAAAGGCUAUUCCUCAACAAAGAUCGCCGCUGCAGCCGCAGUUUCAGGCACAGAAUUUGCCGAUAAGGCCUCCGGUGAAACCUGUGUAUGAGCCGGGAAUGUGUGCUCGCCGUCUGACACAUUACAUGUAUCAACAACAACACAGGCCUGAGGACAACAACAUCGAAUUUUGGAGAAAAUUUGUUGCGGAGUAUUUUGCCCCGAAUGCGAAGAAAAAAUGGUGUGUUUCUAUGUAUGGAAGUGGUCGCCAAACAAAUGGAGUCUUUCCGCAGGAUGUCUGGCAUUGUGAAAUAUGCAACCGUAAACCAGGCCGUGGAUUUGAGGCAACUGUUGAAGUUCUGCCCAGGCUUUUUAAAAUAAAGUAUGAAAGUGGUAUUUUGGAAGAGCUACUUUAUGUUGACAUGCCGAAAGAGUAUCAGAAUUCCUCAGGGCAGAUUGUUCUUGACUAUGCCAAAGCCAUACAAGAGAGUGUCUUUGAGCAACUUCGUGUUGUCCGUGACGGCCAACUUCGUAUAGUGUUCUCUCAAGACUUGAAGAUUUGCUCGUGGGAAUUCUGUGCAAGACGUCAUGAGGAUCUCAUUCCUAGAAGAUUACUGAUCCCUCAGGUCAAUCAGCUUGGGGCUGUGGCUCAAAAAUAUCAGGCUGCUACACAAAAUGCAUCAUCAAAUGCAUCAUCAAAUGCAUCCGUUCCUGAGUUGCAGAGUAACUGCAAUAUGUUUGUUGCCUCAGCUCGUCAGUUAGCAAAAGCACUGGAAAACCCUUUGGUAAAUGAAUUAGGAUACACGAAGAGAUACGUUCGAUGUCUUCAGAUUUCGGAAGUUGUAAACAGUAUGAAGGAUUUGAUUGAUUACAGCCGAGACACUGGGACAGGACCUAUGGAGAGCUUGGCCAAAUUCCCCAGGAGGACAAGCGCGUCAACUGGGUUUCAUAGUCAAUCUCAGCAUGCUGAGGAUCAGGUUCAUCAUCAACAAACAGGUGGUCAGAGUUCAAACAAUGAUGCGACUGCUGCCAUGCAACUUCCUUCCAGCAAUGGAGUAUCAAAUGUAAAUAAUUCAGCCAACUCAGCUCCUCCAACUCCCUCGAGUAGUGCCAUUGCCGGGUUGCUUCAUCAGAACUCCAUGAAUUCCAGACAGCAAAACCCAGUUAACGGUGCCAAUAGUCCUUAUGGAGGAAACAAUGUUCAAAUGCCAUCUCCUAGUUCAUCAAGUACCGUGCCACAACCUCAAUCCAAUCCUUCUCCUUUCCAGUCUCCUACACCAUCAACGUCAAACAAUCCUCCUCAAAGUUCUCUUGGCGGCUUAUCAGGUGGAGCUCAUAUGAAUUCUGCUAAUUCACCCAGUAUCAUGAUACAGCAGCCUUCAAUUCCGAAUGAUACGGAUGCAAACGAUUCACAGAGUUCUGUUCAGAAAAUCAUUCAUGAUAUGAUGAUGUCAUCUCAACUUGGCGGUGGUAUGAAUAACAUGGGAAAUGAUGUGAAAAAUGUGAACGGGAUGAUGCCUUCUAGCAAUAGCAUGGGACUUGGCAGUAAUAACGGCAUUGCUGCAAAUGGGGUCACGAAUGGCAACGGUAGUGGCAUGGGGGGUUCAGGAUAUAUGGGGAACGGAAUCAGUCAGGCUGCAAUGGUUAAUGGAAUUCGAGCUGCUUUGGGCAACAAUGCAAUGACAAUGAAUGGCAGGGUAGGGGGCAUGGGGAUGGGUAGAGAGCAGACGAUGAAUCAGCAGCAGGAUUUAGGGAACCAAUUACUUAGCGGCCUUGGAGCUGUCAAUGGGUUUAACAACCUUCAGUUCGAUUGGAAAGCAUCUCCCUGACUGUGUUGAGUUGAUGAUUCUUGAUACUCUUCCGGCCUUCGAGUGUGCAGCAGCUUGUGCAGCAAGAGAAAUGCAGAGAUUUCCUUGUUCUCCCCAUGGCUCGCCGCAGAACAUGUGAAAAUAUAGGCAGGGCCGGUCCCGGGCCAGUGUUCGCACUGCGCGACGGCUCAGGGCCAGGAUAAAAAUGGGUCCAUCCUAAUUAUGGAGAAGGGCCUGGAGUAGGGUGAAUUUUUCAUUGUGCUGGAUUUUUCUAGGGCUAAAAUGGGUCUGCUAAUUGCCCAAUCUAUAUUACCAGAUAACAUUAACAUCCUUCUCCAAAAGGUGCCCAGCUUAUCUUUCUUUUUUUCUUUUUUCUUUUUCUUAAAAAAAAAAACAAGAAAAAUACGGAACACCUGGUUUGGCUACUUAAAAAGUUAAAAAAGGAAAAUAUUAACAAAAGAAAUCCACGGCAUUUUCUGUUAGCUACCUUCUCUUCUACUUAUAACCUUUUCAUCAAUCGAGUUCCAACUCCAUUCUGCAUAGUAAUUGUGUUGAAGUUUACAUUUUUGCUCUUUUUUUUUUUUUAAAUCCUUUUAGAACUGUCGUUUAAGGAGUGUUAAAUAGAAUUUUCAUUCUUAUGGCUUCUUUUGAUAGUGUGCAUCAAUCAAUGAAGGCAUUGUGCUUAAUUCAAAUGAUUAAAAUUAUAAGGGGUUACGAAAUUGGGCGAUUUGUUUGGAUGAUAUGGAGUUCAAAACCCAAAAUUGGAUUGCUCUGAAAGAAGAUUCUCUAUAUUUGGAGCUAAGACUUAUCUCUUCCAAUCAAAACAAAUUGUCUAACUAUUGUGAAGAG
This is a messenger RNA of Oldenlandia corymbosa var. corymbosa, 4579 nucleotides long. The record is from the annotation of a GenBank genome assembly. NCBI's taxonomy places the organism in Eukaryota, Viridiplantae, Streptophyta, Magnoliopsida, Gentianales, Rubiaceae.